This is a messenger RNA of Penaeus chinensis, 324 nucleotides long. RefSeq lists its product as uncharacterized. The coding region runs from base 1 to 324 and encodes 107 amino acids. The transcript has 2 exons. NCBI's taxonomy places the organism in Eukaryota, Metazoa, Arthropoda, Malacostraca, Decapoda, Penaeidae. The record is from RefSeq and is a predicted model, not a curated record.
AUGUACAGAAAGGGCACCGAGAGCGCUAUCGUCCUCGGUUAUGAGGAGAUUGGUCUCGGUCUCGCUAAGAAGCAUCAGAUCAACAUCAUUUUACGAGAGACAGACGUCAACAAGGCCUUUGAAAAGGUCUGGCAUGACGGUCUCAAAUACAGUUUAACACAUUUACAAUUCCAGACACAUCUCACGCACCUUCUAUGCAGCUUCCUGAACCACAGGACGGCCACAAUAACUGGGCUCUCACCUAGGCGCCCCCCUCUACCUCGGAAGUGGAAUACCAUUUCAUCACCAACACUUUAUAUCCUGUACACAGCCAAUCUGCCAUAA